Molecule: messenger RNA, 759 nt
Organism: Trypanosoma brucei brucei TREU927
Lineage: Eukaryota; Euglenozoa; Kinetoplastea; Trypanosomatida; Trypanosomatidae
Exons: 1
Coding region: 1-759 (252 amino acids)
Source: RefSeq, a predicted model, not a curated record
AUGGAUGAGUUUGUUUACAACAGGUGUAGCCUCAAUCCUAUUCACUGGGUCCUGAUGUUAAAGGGGUGCUUGGUCGAUCUUUUCUUUUCCGUGCGACCCAUUAACUUUUCCUACUCGCGUGUGGGCAUGACAAACCUGGCUGGGGAACGGGAUCAAGCGGCCUGCUUGCGUGAGAUUCGGCGGGCGGUCCGCAUCAUUGAGGGGCGUAAAAGAACUGUAGCAACUGGGACUAACAAGGACAGUUUCCAAGAUAUGGACUCCCGGUGCCAUACGCCGGAACGGCCUCUUCGCUUGCAUCUUGUUUUAUUCGGUUUCAGUCGCGGUGCAACGACCACGUUCUACACGGCAAUGAAACUACCCCCCGAGUUGGCCACUUAUGUUUCUCUUGUUGUUGUUGAGGCGGCAUUCGACACACUACAUAAUGUGAUCGAAUCUUCAUGUUGGUUUCCAUCUUUUGUACUUUGGUUCUUUCGCACAUUCUGCGAUUACAGUGGUGAAGAUGCUUACAAGUACGACCGCAACCAGAUUCAUUUGCGGUGCCCGAUAGCAUUUGUAAUGUCAGUGAAGGAUACGCGCGUACCCAACGAACUUACGCAACGUUUGAUUGAUAAUGUAAAGGCGGAUUGCCCCCAGAUCCCCGCUGUAGAAGUGCUUCAGCUCAAACAUAGCCGCCACCCACUAAUGGCAGUGGGUAAUCGGGAGGACCAGGAUGCCUACGUUGCCUUCAUGGAGGGACUCUACGACAGAUACUGUAAUUAA